This is a messenger RNA of Cottoperca gobio, 2436 nucleotides long. RefSeq names its product serine palmitoyltransferase, long chain base subunit 3 (gene sptlc3). Bases 198 to 1763 code for a protein of 521 amino acids. Gene Ontology annotation, cellular component: serine palmitoyltransferase complex. The record is from RefSeq and is a predicted model, not a curated record. Gene Ontology annotation, molecular function: serine C-palmitoyltransferase activity; pyridoxal phosphate binding. The transcript is spliced from 12 exons. Gene Ontology annotation, biological process: sphingosine biosynthetic process; ceramide biosynthetic process. NCBI's taxonomy places the organism in Eukaryota, Metazoa, Chordata, Actinopteri, Perciformes, Bovichtidae.
CUUCUUUAUUAUGUGUUCCCUUUUGUACACGUUUAUGUAGACUACUUGUAAUAUGUCUUUAGAGAGUAUAAUUGAGGGCUAGUAGUUACAUGCUGAAACACCUGAAGUGGAUUUUCUUGUAAACGCCCUUGAAAAUGUAAGAUGUCUUUAUUAUAAGUAGUAGUAGAGGAGCGACGACAACAACAACAAAAAAAGAAAUGGGUUCCUUUAUCAAGAAAAAUGGCCCAGGGACUGGUGUCGCCUCCAGGCAGCAUAGGCAGGAGUCCUUUGAACAGGCCCCGAUGUACGUGGCUGUCAUGACAUACCUGGGCUUUGGCAUUGUCACGCUGUUUGGCUACUUCAGGGAUUUCCUCAGAGCUGUUGGCAUAGAGAAGUGCCACCUUGCCCAGGAAAGAGAGGAACAGAAGGAUUUCGUACCCCUUUAUCAAGAUUUUGAGAACUUUUACACUCGAAACCUGUACAUGAGGGUACGAGACAACUGGAACCGCCCCGUGUGCAGCCUGCCAGGACCUGUUUUUGACCUGAUGGAGAGGGUGUCUGAUGACUACAACUGGACAUUCAGGUUGACUGGAAAGACAAUACACAAUGCCAUCAACAUGGGCUCUUACAACUACCUCGGUUUCGCUGAGAACAACACUGACUUCCUGAAAACGGUGGCAGACAAAUUGUGCCAGUAUGGUGUUGGGGUUUGCAGCACAAGGCAGGAAAUAGGUAACCUGGGCAUCCAUGAAGAGCUGGAGCAACUUGUGGCCUCUUUCCUCAGAGUAGAGUCCUCCAUGAUUUUUGGGAUGGGUUUCGCCACCAACUCAAUGAACAUUCCAGCACUUGUUGGCAAGGGUUGCUUGAUACUGAGCGACGAGGUCAAUCACACAUCUCUCAUCUUGGGGGCCAGACUGUCGGGAGCGACGAUCAGAGUGUUCAAACACAACAACAUGCACAGUCUGGAGAAGAUGCUCAGCGAGGCAGUUUGCUCAGGGCAGCCACGGACGCACAGGCCCUGGAAGAAAAUCCUCAUCAUGGUGGAGGGCAUCUACAGCAUGGAGGGCUCAGUGGUGCGCCUUCCGGAGAUCAUCGCUCUGAAGAAGAAGUACAAAGCGUAUCUGUACCUGGACGAGGCCCACAGUAUCGGAGCAGUAGGACAAACAGGGAGGGGCGUGACUGAGCUGUUUAAUGUGAACCCAGCCGAUGUGGACGUGAUGAUGGGCACCUUCACCAAGAGCUUUGGGGCUGCUGGAGGCUACAUCGCAGGGAAAAAGGAGCUGGUGGAUUACCUUCGCAGUCACUCCCACAGUGCUGUAUACGCCUCGGCCAUGUCCCCUCCCGUCACUGAGCAGAUCAUACGUGCCAUGAAGUGCAUCAUGGGAAAUAACGGGAGCACAGAGGGCAUUAGACGGAUCCGCCAACUGGCAGAGAACACCAGAUACUUCAGGGCCAGACUGAAGGAGAUGGGCUUCAUCAUCUACGGCAACGAUGACUCACCUGUGGUUCCGAUCCUGCUCUACAUGCCAGGCAAAGUGGUGGCUUUUGCUCGAGAAAUGCUGGAGAGGAAAAUUGGUGUGGUUGUAGUUGGCUUUCCAGCCACGCCGAUUUCAGAGGCCCGAGCCCGCUUCUGUCUGUCUGCAGCGCACACGAGAGCCAUGCUUAAUCAGGUGCUGCACCAUCUCAACGAGGUGGGAGACGGUCUCUGUCUGAAGUUCUCGCGGCUGAAAUAUUCCUCUUGUCCUGACCUCCAUGAGGAGACAGACUCUGAGCUGGGCAGCUGAUAUGACCCUUAACACCUUCAUUUCACAGUGUCAAAACUAAGUCAAAGUGUCCACACGCCACAGCAGACCCAUAAACACACAGCGUAGAGUAACACCCAUGUCUCACGGCAGAGAGCCAAAUGUUAAGCAGCUGAUUUUUAAUAUAUUUUUAAAACAUUGUGGUGUAACAGAACAUUUAUUUGUGCUUCUUAACAAGAAACUCUAUAUGAACUAUUUAAAUGCUUUUAUUUCUGAAUACAUAUAUAUGUGAAUACACACAUAAAAGCAUUCAGCUCAUCCGUUGCUGGAUCGCUCUCAAACUCAGGUGCGCUGAAAAUGUCUCGAGUCAUUUAGCUUUUGAUAUUAAGACUCAUCACAUAUUGUUGUUUCAGUUGCCUUGCUCUUUUUACACAGUUAUUCUAAUUGCUCGUGUCUAUAUUUAGACGUUGAACACUUUUCAUGGAAGCAUUUUUUGCUUCUCAUAAUUUAACAGCAGCCACCGUUGAUUCUAAAUGUUGCUGGUGGUGGUUAUAAUUAGAGAAUGAUGUACAGUCUCUAAGAAGUUGAUGUAAGGAAUCCCAUUUACUUCACAAAAUUGUAGUUAUAAGUAAUGGAAAAGCCCCCCCCCCCCCUGUGGUUUACUACUGAUGAUUUGUAUUAUUUUUUUUACAAUAAAUACUGCAAAUGAAAGCUU